Messenger RNA from Magnolia sinica, 1182 nucleotides. RefSeq lists its product as uncharacterized. The coding region runs from base 97 to 1062 and encodes 321 amino acids. NCBI's taxonomy places the organism in Eukaryota, Viridiplantae, Streptophyta, Magnoliopsida, Magnoliales, Magnoliaceae. The transcript has a single exon. The record is from RefSeq and is a predicted model, not a curated record.
ACCCAUUUCCCAGGCGUCUCUCUCUCAUACUUCCAUGCUAGAAGAGGAAAUCCCAUUCUAGAAAAUUCUCUCUCUGCAUCUCGAUUCCCCACCAAGAUGCGAGACUUCGUUUCUUGCUUCAGCGAGCAUGCCAUCCAAGUCUCGGAUACGUCUUGCUUCACCGAUCACGCCAUCAAAGUCUCGGAUACGUCUUGCUUCACCGAGCAUGCCAUCAAAGUCUCCGACACGUCCUGCUCAGGCUCCUCAACCCAAUCACCCUCAGUCCACAAAACCAUCUGCUCCCUCUACAGAUCCACUCUCUCCACCCAAAAACACCUCCUCAUAACAGUCACCUGGUGCAAGAACCUCAUGGGCAACAACUUCAGCAUAACCGUAGCUACCAACGACCACCCUCCUGCACUCGCCCACAAGACGAUUGACCCUAAUUCCCAGCCUAUCUGGAAGAAAAAGGGCACAAGGUCAUUUGAAUCCGAUGAUACCAAGAUCGACAUCUUCUGGGAUCUUUCCUCCGCUCGAUAUGAGAUGGGCCCAGAACCGAUUAACGGGUUUUACGUCGCCGUCACAGCUGACUCCGAGUUGGGGCUCUUACUUGGCGAUACAGACCCAGAACAAGCCACCAAGAAGUUCAUCUUCAACACCCAGAUUGCUCAUUUCACUAUGGUUGCUCGCAAAGAUUACGUGUUCGGCAAGUGCUACUACGAAACUAAGGCCCGGUUCUUUGACUGUGGGCCAGAUCAUGACAUUUCAAUUAAAUGCAGGGGGGAGAAUGGGUUACUGAAAGAUCCAGAGCUGUUUGUGGCCAUUGAUCAGAAGAAGGUCGUCCAUGUGAAGAGAUUGCAAUGGAAGUUUCGUGGGAAUCAGACAAUUUUUAUCGACGGUUCGCCAGUAGACAUGAUGUGGGAUGUUCAUGGGUGGUUCAUCAAUCCGUUAUCUGGGAUUGCUGUUUUCAUGUUCAGAAAGAGGAGUGGUUUGGAAAGUAGGCUUUGGUUGGAGGAGAAAUUGCAGCUGAAAGAGGAAAGUGUUGGUUUUUCUCUUUUGAUCUAUGCCUGUAGAAGCCCAUGAAUGCAAUUUGAUGGUACUCUUCUCUCUCUCUCUCUCUCUCUCUCUCUCGUUAUUUUCUUAUUCCACCCUUUCUUCUUUUUUUUUUUUUUUUUUUUUUUUUUUUUUUUAAUUAUUUAUCGA